UGACGAGUGGGCACAGGUGGGCCGCAAGAACAAGGCCACCGUCACGCGCCAGGUGGGCGCUCCCGCGGACGACGCCUCCUGCCGCUCCCCCGUGUCCGCCAUCUUUACCGGCCUGCUCAAGAGCACGGUGCGGUUCUCGGCGCCGCAUGCGCACUACAAGCCCAGCGCUACCAUUGAGGGAUUCAACAUGUUGCAUCUGGACAUUGCGGCGGAGGGGGUCAGCAGCUUGGAGGAGGCGCUGCGGCACCACUCACUGCCGGAGAACAUUGAGUACAAGCCCGACGGCGCCGCCUGCAUGCUGCCCGCCAAAAAGGACGUGCGGCUGUACCGGCUGCCUGAGGUGCUGGUGCUGCACCUGAAGCGCUUCACCUACACCUACACGGCGGCGGGGGGAGGUGGCUACAGCAAGCUCC
Molecule: messenger RNA, 413 nt
Organism: Astrephomene gubernaculifera
Lineage: Eukaryota; Viridiplantae; Chlorophyta; Chlorophyceae; Chlamydomonadales; Astrephomenaceae
Source: the annotation of a GenBank genome assembly